GCACAUGAAGGAAAUAAACACAAUUAAACCAAAAACAUUUGUAAUUGCAACAAUUCCUGGGAGUAUUUGUGUAUUUUGUGGAAAAAUUCCAGGGGUGCCAAUAAUUUCAUCCAUGACUGUACAUGAGAUAGACCCAAAUAUCCAAGAUAUUUUGACAUGUCCGAACCAGAAGGGCCCAGGUUUAAUGAUAAACAUAGAUAGGUUCAUCAUUAAACAACUAAACCUUAUUCAAAUAAAAUUAUGAAUAUGUACAGCAGCACUUUACCCAAAAGUAAUAUGCAACCAUUACUGGCCAACAUUCAAUCACAUCUACAGGUUCUCAGCAUCCUUAUUUUAAGGAAUCUAUAGUGACAAUUAUUAAAGUAUCCAAUAUUACAGAAAAACAAACAUUUUAAUAAAAACUAUGCAUAAGGUUAUUAUUUGUACACAAACAUUCUCCACUCUUCCUUUUUGAACCUUUGAUGAGCUUGAAAACUCCUGCCUUGUCACCUGGAAAUUUCCCACUAUUCCACAGGAAAGGGAGGGGUGUGCUUCAGCACGAACACAAUUGACUGUGACACACAAAACACGAAAAGUUUGGGCUGCUGUUGAAAUAAUCUGUUGAUUGUGCGCGGGGGGGAGAGUACAAACAUGUCUGAGUUAAGCGAUGAGGCCAGCGAAUCGGAGCAGCUGGGUGCCAGCCUCUCCGUUUGGCUGGGGGACUCCCUGCUAAGACCGGAGGAGCUGAAUGUCCCUCUGGACCUCCACACAGCCUGCUCCAUCGGCCAGUACGACGUGGUGGCUAAGUGCAUCAAAAAGCGUGAGGUGAACCUGGAUGGAAAGAACAUUGGAGGAUGGACCCCGCUAAUGUAUGCAGCUUACAUUGGCCAUGACAACAUUACAAAUCUCCUGCUGGAGGCCGGUGUGAAUGUAAAUGCUACCACUCCUAGAGGACUUACUCCCCUGAUGCUGGCAGCAAGCUGUGGCAAUGAAAGUAUUGCAUAUUUUCUGCUUCAGCAAGGGGCUGAGCUGGAGCUGAAGGAUUCUCGAGGCUGGACAGCUUUAUUCCACUGUACAAGCACAGGCCACCAGCAGAUGGUCAAGUUCCUGUUGGAUAACAAUGCUGAUGCCAAUGUUAAGGAACCAGGGUCUGGCUUCACUCCCCUGAUGGAGGCUGCUGCUUGUGGACAUGAAAUCAUUGUUCAGUACCUGCUUGAUCAUAAAGUUAAAGUUGAUGAUCGCAACACUAAAGGAGAAACUGCACGUGCCCUUGCCAUACUGUAUGGUUAUACUAAAAUUGUUAGCCUCAUUGACUCACGUUCUCCCAGAAUGAAAUCAGGACACUUUGAUGACCUGAGCUCCUCGGAGGACUCUGAUAGCGCACCACAGAGGCUUCGCCCGAGCCGAAGCAUCCACGAUGGGCCUCAAGCCAUCGCCAAGUUCCGAGGUGGAGGGACCAGCAAACUGUGUGAGCCUCAGGCUGUGCUGCCAGGAUACAUGUUUCGUAAAAUCGGUGACCAGUGUGAUGGCAUCUGCAAUCGUGAUGUGACGUCGCCAAUUAAUGAGCUAGAUGGCCAGAGUCACAGCAGCAGAGAUGACAGUCCAUUUUUUGACAAUGACAUGCCCACCAUGAGGAGCAGCAGUAGCAGUAGUGAGGGCCCGCCUCCUGUAGUUGGACACAACUGGGAAGGUUUUGUGGAGUGCAGCGAGGACUCUGAUCAGGGUAAAAAGAGCUGUUCUAGCAGAGUAAAUAAGGGUCAUCACUCAAAAGGCAAAAAUCGGCAUGGAACUAAUGAUGGUGCUCGCAGCAGUGGAACAAGAAACUGUAGCAAAUACACAUCUGUUCGUACCCCACCUUCUUAUACCGGUCCAAAGGAUCUGGCAGAGUUCUUGGAACAAAUUGGUUUCUCUAAAUACCUCCCAUUACUUGAAGAACAAGACAUUGACCUACGGAUAUUUCUUACCCUGACAGAGAACGAUCUGAAAGAAAUAGGGAUCACACUAUUUGGGCCUAAACGGAAGAUGACAUCAGCCAUUGCAAGGUGGCACAGCGGCGCUCGACCACCCAGUGAAGCUUUGGAACAAGCUUAUGCUGAUCAGCUUGAGGCUGAGAUGCAAGAGAUGGCCAUACAGCUACACAAGCACUGUGAGGAGGUAGAAAGCCUGCAGAGCCAGGUGUCUCAGGAGAAGGAGCUGCGUACAGUGAUGGAGGGAUGCCUGAUGGAGGACAAAAUGGCUUGGAAGAGGGUUCAUGCUGAGCUGGUGGAGAACCACCGGCUGGCCCAGGACAUGAACACCACGCUGGUUAAGGCAAGGACAUGUCGAGCUGAACUGUUUUCCCGUCUGACUUCAGACGGAAACAGCAGUUUGUACACUUGUUUGGAAGAUAAAGUAAAAAGUGACACUGGUGGUAAAGCUGCAGAGGCACUGACAUGUUCCAGUGUUGUAGAGCUGAUAAAGAAGCUGGAUUCUUAUGAAGAGGAACUUGCAGAGACUCUACAAACCAUUCUUCAGAGUCUGAGGCGACUGAGUGCCCCUGAAAAAGUCUCAGACAGCUGGGAACGGCCUUAAGCUUUUUAGGAGACUCCUGCCGAUAUUUGACGGAGGGUGAUCUAACCACCCUGAACAAUCUCAGCGAAAUGGGAGGAGGCCAAAUACAAGGCCGACCCUGCCCAAGCAAAGCGGCGCAGCAAGAAGGGCAGACCUGAGGCUUGUCUGUGAUUGGCUGAUCGACCAGAGCUCGCCAGAUGAGGACAAGGGCAAUGCAGCUGCUGCAGGAAAACGACAAGCAGGCAGGAAGGGCACCUGACCCCUCAUGCUUGUGCUGGUGUAUGCAGGACUCCUGAAGUUGAGCUGUGCAAUGUUGCACAGAGAAGAAGAGGAUGGACUGAGUGGAUCAGAGGCUGUAAUACUGUCAUAUGUCUACAAAACUGUACUCUCUCCCAGUGGGAAAUGUGGUGAAAGUUAUGAACAGCCUGAUACAACUCUAAAAUGUUCUGCAUAGUUAUCAUUUCAAGGAAAUUUCAUUUGUGUGUUGUUGCGAAGUGAAAACGAUGUCCUGCUGAAUGCUUUUU
Molecule: messenger RNA, 3053 nt
Organism: Melanotaenia boesemani (Boeseman's rainbowfish)
Lineage: Eukaryota; Metazoa; Chordata; Actinopteri; Atheriniformes; Melanotaeniidae
Gene: anks3
Product: ankyrin repeat and sterile alpha motif domain containing 3
Exons: 16
Coding region: 631-2550 (639 amino acids)
Cellular component (GO): cilium
Molecular function (GO): protein binding
Source: RefSeq, a predicted model, not a curated record